This is a messenger RNA of Camelina sativa (false flax), 735 nucleotides long. Lineage: Eukaryota; Viridiplantae; Streptophyta; Magnoliopsida; Brassicales; Brassicaceae. The record is from RefSeq and is a predicted model, not a curated record.
AUGAGAUCUUUACCUUCUUCUUCUUCUUCCUCUUCUUCUUCUUACCCACUCGUCGCUUUGAGCAAUAGACUUGAAACCCUCUUUAGGAAAGCAGAACAGCUUUCGGUUCUGUGUCAAAUUGAGGUCUGCGUUAUCUAUUAUGGACCUCAAGGAGAACUUCAAACGUGGCCUCACGAGAUAGAGAAAGUGAGAAACAUGGCUAUGAGGUACAGUCGGCUAAACGAAUCCUUGAGAAGCAAAAAACGCGUUAAUCUUUCUGAGUUCCUCAAGGACAAGGACAAGGGUUUGGAGAAUCCGAACAAGAGGAGGAAGACGUCGUCUCCGAAGAAGAAUGUGGAUGUAUUGAAGUAUCCAAUCUCUGAUCACUACUCUCCCGACCAAAUCCCCCAAUUGAUUCAGUCCUUGCAACUCAAUAUCUCUACAUUCCAACGAAGGCUUCGAUUUCUUGAGUCGCAAGAGAAACACAAACUACUCGAUCAUCAUCAUCAGAGUUUAGCAUCAUCCUCCUCUCUCACGACCCAUUCUUUGAACCCUAGCCUGCAUCAGAGUUUAGCAUCAUCGUCCUCUCUCACGACCCAAUCUUUGAACCCUAGCCAGCAGUUCUCGCUGUUUGUGUAUAACCAUGGAGACAAUACUCUCUCUCAGAUCCCAGUCUCUGCAUCAAAUCUCAACAAUCAGGAUUUCUCAGCGCUACUUCAAGGAUCUCAGUUGAAUAAUGAACACAACAUGUAUUAA